Messenger RNA from Penaeus monodon (black tiger shrimp), 1475 nucleotides. Its product is annotated as mucin-5AC-like. The record is from RefSeq and is a predicted model, not a curated record. NCBI's taxonomy places the organism in Eukaryota, Metazoa, Arthropoda, Malacostraca, Decapoda, Penaeidae.
AUGUAUUGGCGUGUGCACUAUAUAAGUCGUAUCUUUGGCUCCCUUACUCAAUCGUCCUGCCCAGAGUCAGGAGCGGUUAACGAUGUCGCUGACGAUUCAGUUUCCACUCCUGUGUGCGCUCUUAGCCUUGGGAAAUGCAGCGCCGAAAGCAGAUUCAGGUCUCCUUCCUUACGGGACGUAUCCUUUAGCUAGUCCUAUAUCAACACCUUCCCCCUAUACAUACCCUCCUUCUUAUCCUUGUAUGCAACAGCUGACUACGCUCUGCACGAAAACAUUUCAGGUCCCGUGUACUUACCAAGUGCCUUUCACGGCUAUCCACCAAGUCCCCGUUGUGUGCAGACGCGAAAUCCAAGCCCUCGCUACGUAUCAAGCUCCUGUAUCAGGCACCCGCGACGACGUUGUACAAAGCCCCCGUGACGGCUGAGUUCCAUGUCCCCGUCACAGCCGUGUAUCACGUCCCUGGAACCGCUGUGUAUCACGUUCCUGCCACGGCCACAUAUCAUUCUCCCUCAACAGCCACGUAUCAUACUCCAGCCACAGCUACGUACCAUGCCCCUGCCACAGCCAUGUACCAUACCCCUGCAACAGCCACAUACCAUGCCCCAACCACGAACACGUACCAGGCUCCAGUCACAGCGACGUACCACACUCCUGGAAUAGCCUUUUACCAAACGCACGGUGUAGCCACUGUCCCCGCGGCUCAUGUGCACCACGGGAUCUGGCCUUUCGGCCUUCCAGUAUCACCUUAUGUGCCUCAUGUGGCGUACGGGAAGAAGCGCUGAGGUUGCUCCUUUGGCAUCGAAUAAUGAAGAAAAGUUUCCCUUACUUUCUGUUUAUAUAUUAUAUCAACGAAUAGUUGCUCCUGAGCUGAAAUAGCUAUUGCUACUAAACAAAAUUACGCGAGAGGUAGAUUUUAGAUUGUAAAUACAGCAUGUAAUGUAUGUAGAAGAACAAAUACUGACAUGGUGAUUAAACGAAUAAACUAGUGAAUGAUUAAUCAAGAUAAUGACGACUUCACAUUCCAGUUUGGAAAAAAAAUCAAAUUAUCUCCAAAACAACGAUUUCCAGACAGGUGAUAAGAAAACGAGAGAUCGCAAAAACUCAUGGCGGUGUACGCAGUUGGAUAACCGUCAGACACACAUAAAAUAUGGAUUUUUUCUAAUUUGAUUGCAUUUACUACUUAGCAUAAACUGAGAAACAACUUUCGGCGAGUAAUAACUACAUGGCCUUAUGGAUCUAAAUAUGUUUGCCGCAUACCCCAUGAAGUUAAUAUCAAGUAAAGUAUUAAGUAAUUUUAUGUUUGUAUAAGUAACAACACUUAAAUGAAGAAACAAUUGUGGAAUUACAUGUGGAUGAAUGUUGCUGUUUCAGGUUAGUUAUAUCUAUAGUGUGUCAGAAACAGAGAAUGUAUCAUUUAACUUACCAAGGCAUUGUAACAAAACAUAUUGUAAUAAUAAUAUACCAUUUAAUACUAA